This is a messenger RNA of Paramecium pentaurelia, 363 nucleotides long. NCBI's taxonomy places the organism in Eukaryota, Ciliophora, Oligohymenophorea, Peniculida, Parameciidae. The record is from the annotation of a GenBank genome assembly.
AUGCAAAAGUAAGCAAUCGGAAUGACUAGGUCAGCUAAUCUUAGUCGUUAAUCAUCUAUCUCAUCUCAAACAUCAAAUUCGGACAAAAAACCUAAAAUUAACUCUUAUAUAUCAUUAUCACCUCGUUUUGACCCAGAAAAAGGUUUGGCUUUUGAAAACAGUGUUAAAGAAGUGAAAAUCAAAGAAGAUGAAACAGAUUAACCAUAACAAUAGAUUUAAUAGAGUCCGAGUUAAAAAAAUAUUGGAAAGAUCAAGAAAUAAUCAAGCUUUACUUUAAAAGCAUAAAAAGAUGAAUAAAUGAAAAAAAGCUAAUUCAGUAGAAUAUAAAGAGCAGAUAGCUUAAAUCCUUAGAAAAAUUAAUGA